Messenger RNA from Saprolegnia parasitica CBS 223.65, 1626 nucleotides. RefSeq lists its product as hypothetical. The record is from RefSeq and is a predicted model, not a curated record. The transcript is spliced from 7 exons. NCBI's taxonomy places the organism in Eukaryota, Oomycota, Saprolegniomycetes, Saprolegniales, Saprolegniaceae. The coding region runs from base 1 to 1626 and encodes 541 amino acids.
AUGCCAUUGGCGACCUUCUACCUGCCAUAUUGCGGUCACGACGACCUCUUUGCGAGCAGCUACGUUCGAUGUCAAAAGUCCAGCGGGCACAAGAUUCUGCGCUGCUUUCCGCACUGCUGUCCUCGCCAUGUCCACUAUCGCAACUGCGGCUCGGCCGUGCGCUUGGCCAUCGCGUCGUCCAUCGAGGCGCGCGCGUUCGCUGCCUUUGGCCUCGCCACCGAGACUAACGUGCGCGUCGGCGACGUCAUCUCCAUCGACGACGUGACGAUUCGAUCGCGCGAGAGCCCGCUCGCGACACACCUCGAAGGCACGCGCCUCGACGAGAACGGUCACUUUGAGUUUGAUGAAAAGCAAGCCGAUGGCUGGCACUAUGGCUGGAAGAGUGGCCGCAGCAAGGCCCAGCGCGACCUUCUCCACGUUCUCUGGGCGGUGGUGCUCCACCCCGUCGAUGCACACCGGUGGACGGUCGUCGCGGUCGCCAUCUCGACACCGUUUACGAUCGUGUCGUACCGUGGCGAGCACAACAAGAAGAAGAAGCACGCACAGAGCGUCCCGCGGCGCCUCCAGCGGCUGGCGUCAACAUUGCCGAACAGCGAUGUGUCCUCGCUUGGUCGGCUUGUCCGGUUUCUCGGCGACUACCGGCUCGAUUCCGCGCCACGGGACCUGCUACUCAGCAUCGAAGCGCGCCUUUUGGCCAUGCAUGGGCUCCACGCGCUCCCGCUGCUGCCAGCUGCCGCCAUUCGCCCGGCGUUUUCCGUUCCCGACUAUGUCACGAGUAGCGUGGUGGCUGCGAUUGCCCUCGCCCACCCGCACUUUCUCGCGCGCGUCAAUAGCUACCUCUUGGCGCACGCCGAUGCGGUGCUCAACAAGGCCGCUCUCAACCGGGUCUUGGAUGCCCUCUUGCAUCGCGUGCUUGUGCCAUACCUCGAGUCCGAGCUCCAGGCGUCGUGCGGUGUCUCGAUCUCGGACAUCACCAUCGAUGCCGACGGCGACGGGUACGACAGUUUCACCCCGCGCUUUGUCGCGCAGCUCCGCGAAGCGUACAUCACGACGCAGUCGACACUCGUGCGCCUCGAGCUAACACCAAUGGGGCCAUCGCCAAUGGACGGGACGUGGACCUGGUCCUCGGACGACACGUCGGCGCUGCAGGCCUUGCCAUGGACGCUACCGCACUACCUUCGGUACCUCGCGAUCGCGCGAUCGUUUACCCAGCGACUUGUCGGACACACGCUUCAAAUCCGAGCGACGUCGACAGCUUUUUCCACCGUGCCGUGCGAACUCGUGCUCGAUGGCGACAUUCGCAGCCUGCGGGUAUUGCCGUCGGGCGAGUCGUGCAUGGGCCACGUCGCCGUCGACUAUGUUGGCUGCCUCGUCGCUGGCGAGGAGCUCCAACUACGGCUCUUCCUCUAUGAACGAAGCCGAUCCGCGUGCGUUCUCGCGACCGUCCGCGUCUGGCCAAGUGGCGCGCACACGCUGGUGUAUCGCGUGCAGCUCGAGCGGACAUGCCUCGAUGACGCUGGCCUCUUGGACGUGCGUGCGUCGCAGCGUGUUUCUGCGCUGGGGGCCAGCGAACCCCAUGGCCAUUUCCUCUCCACCUACAGUCGUGUGGCUGAGGAUAUUACAUAA